GCGGCCGAUAGGAGCGAGGACAAGUUUUCAAUCAAGAAGAAGAAGUGGCAAACUCGCAAGAUUUUAUUAUUUCUUUCUCCUUUUCAUCGUGGAACUUUUUUCCUUUUAAUUAAAUUCAUUCUUGAGAAUUAUUGUUGGAUUUCUACACAUUUUUCCGGGAUUUAUUACUUUUGAUUUGCUGUUUUCUUCAAGCAGGCAGCAGGUUGGUGUUUCACCAUGAAGCUGACAGGGAUAUUUUUGCUCUUGAUGCUUUGGAGGUGCGACAGUGCGAGAGUCGCAGAGAGCCGAGACGACAAUAGCGUGUAUGACUUGUUUGAGGUUCUUGUCCCCAAGAAGAACCAGGGGGUCACCCUGGUGAAAGGAGACGACCCGUACAGCCCCGCCUACAAGAUCCUCAAUCCGGACCUGAUCCCCCCGGUCCCCGAGAGCGUCUUCAGGGACCUGAUCGAUUCCAUCCACACCGAGAGGGGCUUCCUCCUGCUGCUCAACUUCAAGCAGUUCAAACGGACCAGGGGAAGCCUCCUGACCGUGGAGAAGAAGGACGGCUCCGGACCCGUUUUUGAGAUCGUCUCCAACGGCAAGGCGAACACCUUGGACAUAGUUUUCUCCACCGAGAACAAGCAGCAGGUGGUUUCCAUCGAAGACGUGGAUCUGGCUACGGGUCACUGGAAGAAUAUCACCCUGUUCGUGCAGGAGGACCAAGCUCAGCUGUACGCGGGAUGCGAGGAGGUGAACACCGCGGAGCUGGAUGCGCCCAUCCAGAGCAUCCUGACGCAGGAGACGCCGGCCAGCGCGCAGCUCAGGAUUGGCAAGGGAGCAGUGAAAGACAGGUUCAUGGGGGUCCUACAAAACGUGCGGUUUGUGUUUGGAACAACACUGGAUGCCAUCCUCCGCAACAAAGGAUGCCAAAGCUCCGUGACGUCUGAAACCAUGAUCCUGGAGAACCUCAAUGGCUCCUCUGCCAUCAGAACAGAGUACACUGGACAUAAGACUAAAGACCUGCAGAUGGUCUGUGGCUUCUCCUGUGAGGACCUGAUCAGCAUGUUCAAGGAGCUGAAGGGCCUCGGUGUGGUGGUCAAGGAGCUGUCCAAUGAACUCCGACAGCUGACGGAUGAGAACAAGCUGAUUAAAAACCGCAUUGGCAUCCACAGUGGCGCCUGCAUCCACAACGGCAUCGUGCAUAAGAACAAAGCUGAGUGGACGGUCGAUGACUGCACCGAGUGCACUUGUCAGAACUCUGCUACUGUGUGCCGCAAGAUCUCCUGCCCCCUGAUCCCCUGUGCUAACGCUACUGUUCCCGAUGGAGAGUGCUGCCCCCGCUGUGGAACACCGAGUGACUAUGCAGAGGACGGCUGGUCGCCGUGGUCUGAAUGGACCCAUUGUUCCGUGUCAUGUGGGCGGGGCAUCCAGCAGCGCGGGCGUUCCUGCGACCGUAUCAAUAACAACUGUGAGGGCACCUCUGUGCAGACCCGCGACUGCUACCUCCAGGAGUGUGACAAACGCUUCAAGCAGGACGGCGGCUGGAGCCACUGGUCACCCUGGUCUUCCUGCUCCGUCACCUGUGGUUCUGGUGUCAUCACCCAUAUCCGCCUCUGCAACUCCCCCACCCCCCAGCUCGGAGGCAAGCCAUGCGAGGGAGAGGGCAGACAAACUGAGAAGUGUCAGAUGCCUUCAUGCCCCAUCAACGGAAACUGGGGACCCUGGUCACCGUGGGAUGCCUGCACUCUCACCUGCGGAGGUGGUGUCCAGACUCGUAAACGCCUGUGCAAUGACCCUGCACCAAAAUAUGGUGGCAAAGAGUGUCUCGGUGAAGCCAAAGACAUGCAGAUGUGUAACAAGGACGCUUGCCCCAUCGAUGGGUGCCUGUCCAACCCCUGCUUUGCUGGAGCCAAGUGCACCAGUUUCCCUGAUGGUUCAUGGAAGUGUGGAAAGUGUCCAGCUGGCUACACUGGCAAUGGCAUCAAGUGUAAAGACAUCAAUGAGUGCAAGGAGGUUCCAGACGCUUGCUUUGAGUUUAAUGGUGUGCACCGCUGUGAGAACACAGAACCUGGCUACAACUGUCUGCCCUGCCCUCCUCGCUUCUCAGGACCCCAGCCCUUUGGCAGAGGUGUGGAGCAGGCCGUUGCUAAUAAACAGGUGUGCACACCGCGUAACCCGUGCCUCGAUGGAAGCCACGACUGCAACAAAAACGCCCGCUGCAACUACCUUGGACACUUCGCUGACCCCAUGUACCGCUGUGAGUGCAGGCCCGGUUAUGCAGGCAACGGCCACAUCUGCGGAGAGGACACAGAUCUGGAUGGCUGGCCCAACGCUGACCUGGUCUGUGUGGAGAACGCCACCUACCACUGCAAAAAGGACAACUGCCCCAACCUCCCUAACUCCGGGCAGGAAGAUUACGAUAAAGACGGCAUUGGAGAUGCUUGUGACAAUGAUGAUGACAAUGAUGGCAUUCCUGAUGACAGGGACAACUGUCCAUUCGUCUACAACCCCAGGCAGUAUGAUUAUGACCGUGAUGAUGUGGGUGACCGCUGUGACAACUGCCCCUACAACAGUAACCCAGACCAGACAGACACAGACAACAAUGGAGAGGGAGAUGCCUGUGCUGUGGACAUCGAUGGAGAUGGUAUACUAAACGAGAAGGACAACUGUCCCUACGUGUACAAUGUUGACCAGAGAGACACAGAUCUGGACGGAGUGGGAGACAUGUGCGAUAACUGCCCUCUGGAACAUAAUCCUGAUCAGGUGGAUUCAGAUGAUGACCGUGUGGGAGACAAGUGCGACAGCAACCAGGACAUCGAUGAGGAUGGACAUCAGAACAAUCUGGACAACUGCCCGUACAUCCCCAAUGCCAACCAGGCUGACCAUGACAAGGACGGCAAAGGAGACGCCUGUGACCACGAUGACGACAAUGAUGGCAUCCCUGAUGAAAAGGACAACUGCAGACUGGCCUUCAAUCCUGACCAACUGGACUCUGAUGGUGAUGGCCGUGGAGAUGCUUGCAAAGAUGACUUUGACCAAGACAAUGUGCCUGACAUCUAUGAUGUGUGCCCCGAGAACUUUGGCAUUAGCGAGACAGACUUCCGUCAGUUCCAGAUGGUUCCUCUGGACCCCAAAGGCACCUCUCAGAUUGAUCCUAACUGGGUUGUCCGCCAUCAGGGCAAAGAGCUGGUUCAGACUGUCAACUGUGACCCAGGCAUUGCUGUUGGGUACCACGAGUUCAAUGCAGUGGACUUCAGUGGGACCUUCUUCAUCAACACAGAGAGGGACGAUGAUUACGCCGGCUUUGUGUUUGGGUACCAGUCCAGUUCCAGGUUCUAUGUGGUGAUGUGGAAGCAGAUUACGCAGACCUAUUGGUCGAACAAACCCACCAAGGCCCAGGGGUACUCCGGCCUGUCCAUUAAAGUGGUUAACUCCACCACUGGCCCAGGAGAGCACCUCAGAAACGCCCUCUGGCACACUGGGAACACCCCCGGACAGGUCCGCACUCUCUGGCAUGACCCUAAGAAUGUUGGAUGGAAAGACUUCACUGCCUACAGAUGGCAUCUGAUCCACAGGCCAAGAACAGGACAUAUUAGAGUUGUGAUGUACGAGGGCAAAAAGAUCAUGGCAGACUCCGGUAGCAUCUAUGACAAGACAUAUGCAGGCGGCAGGCUAGGUCUUUUUGUCUUCUCACAAGAGAUGGUAUACUUCUCAGACCUCAAGUAUGAAUGCAGAGAUGCAUAAAUGUGUGGCGCAGGAAGCUCUGAGGAAUGCACCUUUUUUUGUAUAAAGUAUGAACUUUAUGUAUUCUGAUGCAAAGUCCAGGGACCGAUUUAUCUCCGCGACUCUUUCUUCUGCGGCACGCACACUCGGAAGGGGGCAAAGGGCAUGUGGUCAGCCUCAGGGUAACUUGAAGCUGGUUCGGGUGGAGCACCAACCGGCUGACUGCCAGUUGAGGAUCAGAGAGCCCCUUCUCCUCCACCCUUAGCAUCUGCGAGAGCAGGGAGAACUAGGGAAGAAAAAGAAAACAAGCCCUCUAGCUUUGCCAGUAGGACAGCAACACCUUUCUAUCCCAGCUCUGCCUGCUUUCUCGCUCUCUGAAAGACCUCAUUCAUCUCUGUGCGGGAGCGGCUCCCCAUAGACAACUAUGCACUUCCAAGCCUUUACAUCUCUCUCUGUCUUUCUAUCUCACUUCUCCAACCCGUGUGCCUUUCUGCCUUACCUUCUGGAUGGACAUCCUAAAGAAAGAAACUGAUGAAAUAUUCCCUUUGCUUUACCAGAUCUGCCAGGAUGUACAGUAGAUUCUGAAUGAUACAACUUUUGAGGACUCAAAGGAUGAAGACAACUAUUUUUUUUUUUUUUAAACCAUUGUUGUUAAGGACUUGCAACUUAAGAAAACUUUUGGGAGUGGAGAGAGUUAGAAAUAAGGGGAAGAUGAUGAUGUGGAUGUUUGCGUCCAUGCAUGUACUGUAUGUGGAAGACUGGUCAUGAAUGGAGCAAGAAAGUGCUUUUACCCAUCUACCUAAGACGCUCUGUAGAGAGGAACUGUGGAGAAAGUACAAAAUUAAAUUUAUGUUAAUGUCUUUUAAACAUACAAUAUCACAGGCUUUGCUGACUUUGUUUGGUUAAAUAAGCAGCUCUCAGGGUGAGACGGAAGCCACGAUCUUCCCAUAUCAAAACAGCGAGAAAAAAAAAAAACAAGUUUUGCUAGAGCCAGUGAUCUCAAAGCCAGUAUUUCCUCCAAAACACUCCCCAUCUCACACCAAAAC
Toxotes jaculatrix (banded archerfish) is the source of this 4748-nucleotide messenger RNA. It is a transcript of the gene thbs1b, whose product is annotated as thrombospondin 1b. The record is from RefSeq and is a predicted model, not a curated record. The transcript is spliced from 23 exons. Gene Ontology annotation, biological process: negative regulation of angiogenesis; cell adhesion. The coding region runs from base 217 to 3723 and encodes 1168 amino acids. Gene Ontology annotation, cellular component: extracellular region. Gene Ontology annotation, molecular function: protein binding; calcium ion binding. Lineage: Eukaryota; Metazoa; Chordata; Actinopteri; Toxotidae.